Messenger RNA from Prosopis cineraria, 876 nucleotides. RefSeq lists its product as uncharacterized. The transcript has 3 exons. The record is from RefSeq and is a predicted model, not a curated record. Lineage: Eukaryota; Viridiplantae; Streptophyta; Magnoliopsida; Fabales; Fabaceae. The coding region runs from base 1 to 876 and encodes 291 amino acids.
AUGGUGCCUAUUCAAGAUUCUUCUCUUGAUGGUAAAUUGGAGCAAAUGCUUAAGGUGCUUGCCACUCAAGGAGAUAAUCCUAACAAUGAGACAAGUGAUGAAGAGGUGGAUGAGGAGAUAGUGUAUGAGCAACAUUCAUCUAAAAUUGAUGAGAAAAAGGGUAAAGGAGUUGGAAAUUCUUUAGAUCUUGAAAAUGAAAAUGUAGCUGAGGUAAAGCAAGGAGAAAAGAAUGAAAACAAUGAGGAAGAGGGGAAGACUGAGGCUACAUUAGAGAAUGAAGAUGGAAAAGAAGUGAAAAAGCCUAAAGAGAUUUGGCAUCUUCCCAUUAAGACAAGGGUUAUUAAGGAAGGGGAUCCAAUUCCAAUUGACGUUCAUUUUCCAAGUAGAUUUCAAGUUUCUAAGGCUUUGUGCAAAGAUCCAAGCUCCUUCACAAUCCCUUGUCAAAUUGGGACUAUUCAUAUUAUCGAUGCUUUGCUGGACUUGGGACAUGCCAUAAAUGUGAUGCUAAGUCAAAUAUUUUCCUCUUUAUACUUGGGAGAGCUUCAAUCAACAAAUGUAAUUCUCCAAUUGGCCAACAAGUCUAUAAGGAAGCCUAAAGGGGUAGUUGAAGACAUAUUGGUCAAGGUCAAGGACCUUGUAUUCCUCAUGGAUUUUUACACCCUGGACAUGGCACAUGAUAACAUGGAUAGAGCACUUAUUCUUAGGAGGCCCUUCAUGCAAACUACUAACACAAUCUUCAACAUGAAAGAGAGCAAAAUUAUAAUGGAAUUUGGUGGUAAAAUCAUUGAGUUCAAUAUGCAUGAUGCUUUGAAUAAGGAUUUUGUUGAUUGCUCCUUGUUGGGUGUUAAAAUGAUUGAUGCUAUGAAACAUGGUUAG